This is a messenger RNA of Pieris rapae (cabbage white), 2090 nucleotides long. RefSeq names its product dopamine receptor 2 (gene Dopr2). Bases 159 to 1562 code for a protein of 467 amino acids. The transcript is spliced from 3 exons. NCBI's taxonomy places the organism in Eukaryota, Metazoa, Arthropoda, Insecta, Lepidoptera, Pieridae. Gene Ontology annotation, molecular function: G protein-coupled receptor activity. The record is from RefSeq and is a predicted model, not a curated record. Gene Ontology annotation, cellular component: membrane. Gene Ontology annotation, biological process: adenylate cyclase-activating adrenergic receptor signaling pathway.
UGCGAUAUAUCAAGAAAUGCCCGCGCAAUAUGUCCUUGAAAGUGCUAUCCGAGAACAGAAUGCCUGCCAAGAAUGUAAUCUCCAAAUGGCUCAAAGUAAAACAAGGAAAACAUAAACACAUACCAUGGCGCUAGAGAACGAAUAACCAUUGGGAAAAUAUGAAUGCGACCGAUCCGGAAAUACUGGUGGCAAAUGGCCAACUCUACAAUUUGCACAAAGGACCCAAAUACACAUUGGAGCCAGUAGGCGCCGCUUAUAACAUUGUCCUUGAACUGAAUGCGUCCUAUGAAAACAGCACACUAUAUAACAUCAGUGAUGAAACUAAAGAACCGUGGGGUGAAUACGUAACCCUCCUACAGGAUCGAGCACUUCUAGUUACUUUCCUCCUUUUGUUCUCCUUGACAACUGUAUUUGGAAACAUGCUAGUCAUAUUAGCCGUAAUACGAGAACGAUACUUGCAUACAUCAACAAACUACUUCGUGACAUCCCUGGCUGUAGCUGACUGUCUAGUAGGACUCGUCGUAAUGCCCUUUUCUGCCCUUUACGAGGUCCUAGAACAUACGUGGUUCUUUGGCAUGGAUUGGUGUGAUGUAUGGCGUUCACUGGACGUAUUAUUUAGUACAGCCUCGAUACUAAAUUUAUGUGUUAUUUCGCUGGACCGGUAUUGGGCUAUCACGGACCCUAUUACAUAUCCGAUGCGAAUGAGCGGGCGGAAGGCGGCAUUUCUUAUAGCAGCAGUUUGGGUUUGUUCCGGGGCAAUAUCCUUUCCUGCGAUCGCAUGGUGGCGUGCCGUCCGCUUAGAGGAAGUUCCGGACUAUAAAUGCCCUUUUACGGAAAACUUAGAGUACAUAAUAUUUUCAUCGACUAUAUCCUUUUAUUUGCCACUUUUUGUGAUGGUGUUUACAUAUUAUCGUAUCUAUCGUGCCGCGACAAUACAGACGCGUUCUUUGAAGAUUGGCACAAAGCAAGUGAUGCGUCCUAGUGGGGAGUUAGAAUUGACUUUACGGAUACACAGGGGUGGUACAAUGAGACAAAGAAGUGAGGUGUGUCAUGGUGUAUGUACUCCUGAAGAGCCUGAUCAGGAGCCUCUAACUGCAUUGCAGAACAAUGGUUUGUCGCGGUCAUCGACACGGCUUACCAAUGUGACGCAUAACAAACAUUUGCCCAAAAACUUUUCGCUUUCCCGUAAACUAGCAAAGUUUGCUAAGGAGAAAAAAGCAGCUAAGACGUUAGGUAUCGUUAUGGGAGUGUUUAUAGUGUGUUGGUUACCGUUCUUUGUGGUGAACUUGCUAUCAGGAAUUUGCUCUUCAUGCAUUGCACAUGAGGAGAUUGUGAAUGUUGUGGUCACGUGGUUAGGCUGGGUCAACUCUUCAAUGAACCCGGUCAUUUAUGCGUGUUGGAGCAGAGAUUUCAGAAGGGCGUUCCUCAGAAUACUCUGUGUGUGCUGCCCGAGAAAACUGCGAAGAAAAUACCAACCACAGCUACGCUUCAAGCAAUCUCAGUAUCCCGUAACGACAAUGAUGUACUCAUCCGUAUCACAGCACGAGAUGUGCCGUUUGUGACAGCAAACAAGAGCGGGAACCUGCAGACCACGUGCCAGAUGUUCCUGCCGAGAUCGUCGUACCGCGCGCAAUGGCAACAGAUACCCCCAAGAACUCGAUCCAAUCACCAGCAUACAAUGUGACAAAUUAUACCCAGAUUCAGAGUCUGUUAGCGAAGUAAGUCUAGACAGUGAGAGCCGCAAUCAUUCGUUAAAACGUAAGUUAAGUAAGCGGGUAACUUACCAAAUCAAAGCUGAUGUCUCAAGUUAACUAUUAGACGUAGAUUGUAAAUAUAUUCAUAUUGGCAUUUGGUAUUCUAAUAUGUGUAUUUUGAUCAAAAUUUAAAAUUGGUAGCUCUUGUUAAGCAACCGGGCAAGAUGUAUAUAAACAUCACAAUUUGUAGUCAUUCCUAGUCAUUCCUAGUCAUUCCUAGUCAUCUCUAGUCAUUCCUAGUCAUCUCUAGUCCUGCCGAUUCCCUUCACGUGUCUAUAACCUACCUUUAUUCUCAAUCAGGAGCUGUGAUUUACUAUUAGCUAUGUACAUAGUCAU